Daphnia pulicaria is the source of this 1360-nucleotide messenger RNA. RefSeq lists its product as uncharacterized. NCBI's taxonomy places the organism in Eukaryota, Metazoa, Arthropoda, Branchiopoda, Diplostraca, Daphniidae. Gene Ontology annotation, molecular function: hormone activity. The record is from RefSeq and is a predicted model, not a curated record. The coding region runs from base 132 to 782 and encodes 216 amino acids. The transcript is spliced from 5 exons. Gene Ontology annotation, cellular component: extracellular region.
CUUCCAGCAGUCUAGGGUUCAGUCGAAUUCAGGCGUCUGUUAUCUCUGAAGUGCUGUUCCAGGCUCUUGUUUUGAUAAAAAGAAACUACGUACGGUAGCACAAGCAAGUUUGAAUCAAUUCAAUCAUCAAGAUGGCUUAUUCAACAAGUUUCGGCUCGCUGGUGAUAACAAUUUGCCUCUUGUAUUCUUUGACGCAACUCAGCGCCCAUACCUUGCAAAGCCCAGUCAACCUAGGGUUACUGAAGGAUGAGGAGACUCAAGCACGCAAUUAUUUUGCUGAUUUUCUUCGAGUUUUGUAUGCCCCUCAGGCGCCCAAGGAUGACGUGUCGCUGUCCGCUGGUUCCGCGAAUGAUAUGCCGAACGAGAUAUUUCCAAUGAUAUCUUCUGAUGAAGAUAAUCACGAAGAAGAGAACUACGACCAAAUUCGACGAAAGGAAUUCCCUGUAGAUGGUGUUUUAUUGCCAAUCUUGCAAAAGCGUAACGCGAGAUACUGCGGAUCUUAUCUAGCCGAUGCUCUUCGAAUGGCUUGCAGUAAGAGCAGUUAUCUUCCGCUGUUCGGUAAACGUUCGACCUUACCAGGUAAAUCAUUGGGAUCGACAACUACAGCGGCGACACCGAAUGCGGAAUUAGGUUCUUGGCCUUUUAUCAAUGACGAUAAAGCCCAUUCAAUUUUGAGCAAUCACCAUUUGUUUCAGCGUUACACACGAGGAGUUCACGACGAGUGUUGCGUCAAGGGCUGCACUUUCAAAGAGCUGACGUCUUACUGCACUCGUCCCAAUUAACUAUGGAGCCAACGAAAAGUUAUGGACUUGCGACGUUAUAAGCAAUUAAGAGUAUCAUUUACUAUUCAAUUGAUGUAAACAUUUGCACUAUCCAUAUUCUGCAGCUUUUUAUCUCUUUGGGCAUUCUAAAGUGACCUCUAUAUUGGGCUCUUCCUUUGGCACAGUACGAUUUCAUGGCGAUCGUUUGUGUUAUACUGUUGUCACAUUACUGACUAGCGAUGUCAGCCGAAAGGCUUUUAUUUUUUUUUUAAUGUUUUGAUUUCACUUCUGCUACUCAUUAUGGAUUGUUACGGUAAACAUGUUUUUUCACUAAAGUCACUGUCACGUGUGCGUCAUAUUCAAACCCGAGUGAGAACUAUAAAGCAAAAAGAAGGAGGGGACUAAAUCAUCUGUGAUUCAUCCUAUUUUGUUCCAAGCGUUUAGGUUCCCUUUGUUUUCCAGCGAUUAAGGUAACACUUGUCAUAAUGAAAUCCUAUCUUUUGUUACGCAAUCAGCCUUGUAUUUUAUCCAUUCUGGCAGUAGUCGCUAAUUAUUGAUUUCCUCCUCUGAACGAUUCCGAAAAUACAGACUAAAAGGCA